Molecule: messenger RNA, 3300 nt
Organism: Canis lupus familiaris (dog)
Lineage: Eukaryota; Metazoa; Chordata; Mammalia; Carnivora; Canidae
Gene: PFN4
Product: profilin family member 4
Exons: 5
Coding region: 480-917 (145 amino acids)
Cellular component (GO): cell cortex
Molecular function (GO): actin monomer binding
Source: RefSeq, a predicted model, not a curated record
GCCCGGCUACCGUGCAGACGUCGGCGGAGCGCUGGUCUCCUUGGUCUCGUCGCUGCGUGGUCCUUUCUGCUCUGGCUUCGGUCACCGCGCCCUCCCAGUCCUGUGCGCCUCCCCAGCCGGCACGACUGGACUUUAGUUAGCCCCGCGCCCCACCCCCGCCUCUAGUCCCUCUUGGAACCCCCGUGGGGUAAACCACUGCGCGGGAGUGUCCGGAAAGGGGCGCCUGCCCUCAGCAUCCCCUAGAAGGAAGAGUGUUUGUGGAGGUUGUCCCUGUGAGGACGGCCCAAAACGUGCGGACUUGUACGGAAAAUGCCGCUUUAAAUGCCUUUUUAGUGUAUUUAGACCCCUGCAUCAGGGCCCAUAGUAGUCGCCGGUGCCGGUCAGGGGUGAGUGAACGUGAAGACUCAGAACCCGCUGAUUGCAUCAGUGGCUGCACCUCGCAGGUGUUUGGGUUUAUAAUCUCAGAGCUGAGGGAACACAUGAGUCAUUUGCAGAACUUGCUGUUAGAUACCCUCCUGGGAACAAAGCAUGUGGACAGUGCAGCACUCAUCAAACUCCAGGAGCGAAGCUUGUGUGUGGCAUCGCCAGGAUUUAGUGUAAUGCCUGGUGAUGUCCGAACACUUGUGAAUGGAUUCGCCAAGAACCCUUUACAAACCAGAAGAGAAGGAUUGUAUUUCAAGGAAAAGGAUUACAAAUGUAUCCGGGCAGAUGACUAUUCUCUUUAUGCUAAGAAUGAAAAAACUGGUGUGGUGGUUGUGAAGACCCAUCUAUAUCUUCUGGUGGCAACUUACACCGAAGGCAUGUAUCCUAGUGUUUGUGUGGAAGCCACAGAGAAGCUAGGGAGAAUAUCUAAGAAGAAAAGGAAAUUAAGUCAUCAGAGGACUAUGAAAGACAGCUUUUAUUAUUUUAGGGAAUAGAUCCUGAAGAAAAAGUAAUGCCUUAGUUUGUGGUUGAAACACUAGGAAAAAGAUACUGAAAGGGAAGAAUGAGUUAAGGGAGCAAUUUUUCUUAUUUCAAGAGAUCCUCUUCUUUAAUUGGAAUUCUUCAAUAAGCUUUACAUGUUUUUUGCUCUUUGUUUUUAAGUGUUGGUCAUUGGCUUGAGUGUGAGAACCCUGAUAGCUGCCUGGGGCAUAUAUUUUGAGAGAUUCCUCCAUGAGUGUUUUGUACUCCCAUAUGUCUUGCUGGGUAUGCCAAGAAUGUAAGGGCCCAACCACUGUUCAUCCAAGCCAUUUCUCAGGGCAAUGUUUCAGGAAGCAACCUUGAACAAUGAAGUAAUGCCUCACUUCAGAACAAAGAGCAGACUAUCUUACUGCUUGCUAUAAAAGAGUUAAGCUCCCUGAACUCAGUGGUCCCAUCCUGCAAUGCAGCUUACUACGAGUGUGACAUCCAUCUGGUCCACCCCUGUGGGACUUUUGGAGGAGGGCAACACAAAGGCCACACUUUGGGCCACUAGUCAGAGAAUUUGGUGGACAUUCCACACUCCCUACUAUCUGAGGGCAUCUAAUUUUUGUUGACCUUUGGAAAGGCCUUUCAAAAGUCAAAAGAGUUUUUUAGGAAUCAACUCAAAAAUAUUUUUAACUCUAUCUCCCUGCUACUUUACAUUACUUAGUGUGAUUAAUGAAUGCACUCUUCUCCAGAAAGGGUUCAUCUCCUUUCCUGGUCAGGACAAUAAGGGUGGAGAGUUAUAGGACCUGUUUUGAAAAUUCAGGAUUCUACCCUCACCAUUUCUGAGCAUGAUGGAUCUUUCUUUCCCCUAAUAGCAACUCCAGACCAGUCUGGUUGGUGCAGUUUCAGGUGUCCCUGAGAAGGUAACACCUUACACCACUGGCAUCAGGUCCUAGACCUCUUAUAGUUCUUGGUCUUAUCAAGCAGCAAGGUACAAUUUUCUGAAUUCCAAAAACAUGCCACCUGGGGCUUUCCAUGUAGAUCUAUGUAUAGAUUUUAACAUCAGUCUUCAUGCCAAUGACUUCUCUUUAUAAAUCAGUACACUGACAUCUAGAUUUUAUAACUUAAGUCAUGUGGAUUAUAUACCCCCUCCACAUGCUGUCAAGCUGGGGUUUUGAGCCUGCAAGGCAAAAGGUCUGACUCUGGACCACAGUGAUCUCUAAAGUGGUAAAGGCCAUCAUGAAGCCUCUUGCCUGCUCACCAGCUGAUCAGCCAGCCUUUCCUGGACACACACCCAUGGCACUGCUGGGUGCCUAGUAGGGGCCCUUUCUGUAAACCUCCUCAAGGCAACUGCCUCACUGUCUGGAGCCCUCCUAUGCAGAUCUGUCCAGUUAUUUCCUGUAAUUCUCAUUACAAAACUGUGUCCAGCUAUUCAGAGAGACCCACAAAAGUGACUCUUUGAUGGUAGGCACCUACCUAGUAGCUACCGAGGAACCCGGGGACUAGAUGAUCUUCUGAAACAUCAGGGGUUUCCAAACUAGAGAUUUGUGUCCUGGAGGUCCACAAAGACUUUAGAAGGGGGGGAGGGGGGGACAUGAAUGGAUUUAAGUAAUUAACUUUUUCCCAGAUCCUCAACUCUCAUAUGUACUUGCGUAAAACUGCUGUGACUGUCACAUCAGCUCUAGCUUCCCACCUCCCCUCCCCAAGCUCCCUUUCCAUAUGAAAGAAAGGUCUACUCUCAUCCAGCCCCAGUCUACUGUGAUGCUUGGCUUGGAGUGCAAAAAUUGCAGUGUGCCAGAGGAAAGGAAAAUUCAAAAUAUUUGUAAUAUUUUGUAUGUCUGAAAACCCAUCCUCUGGAGGCACCUGGGUGGCUCAGGUCAUGAUCCCGGGGUCCUGGGAUGGAGUCUGCAUCAGGCUCCCUGCUCAGCAGGGAGUUUACUUCUCCCUCUUUCCCUCCCCCUGCUCUCUCUCUCUCUCCCUCAAGUAAAAUAAAAAUCCAUCCCCUGUUGUCAAAUUUUACAUCAUAUAUAUGUGAAGUAGAGUUCCAUGAGAAUAAAGUAAAAAGAGCAUUAGUGAGAAAUAGUGCAAAUCUUUUUAUCAUUUGUCUAGGAGAGGAAGGCUCUAUGUCUUAUCUAUUUCUUAAAAUUCAGAAGCAAGAUGAUUGUCAUAAGACAUGUAUUAACAUGAUUACUUAAAAAAUGAGAAACCUUCUCUGAUAGAAAGUAAUUUUAUUUGGCUGAUUAUUUAACAACGAGGACUGACUUUGCCAAUAAGAACGUCACAGAUGUUUUUCAUAAUUAAGUCUACAGCUCCAAGAUGUUAAUGAAAAUAUAUUUGAAGUAUAUGAUAAGGUAGAAGGAUUUGAUUUUUUAAAUUGUCUUGGCAAAAGUAUAUUAAAAUUAACAUUUUUGCUUU